Messenger RNA from Papaver somniferum (opium poppy), 1228 nucleotides. RefSeq names its product aquaporin PIP2-5-like. The transcript is spliced from 4 exons. The record is from RefSeq and is a predicted model, not a curated record. Gene Ontology annotation, molecular function: water channel activity. Bases 170 to 1030 code for a protein of 286 amino acids. Lineage: Eukaryota; Viridiplantae; Streptophyta; Magnoliopsida; Ranunculales; Papaveraceae. Gene Ontology annotation, biological process: transmembrane transport. Gene Ontology annotation, cellular component: plasma membrane.
AUUCAACGCUAGUUCACUACCACUGGUCUACCACUGCUCAAGCUUAUCUCCAUAAUAAAUUUCAUAUCUCUGCCGUCUAAGCUUCUUCAACUCAGUUCAGCACUGUAUUGUGUUCUGCAGAAAUAGUUAUUAAUUAAAGCUCGCUAGAUUUGCUAGAAUCUGGUAAGCCAUGGGUCAUGAUGAAAUAGAAGAGAUGGAGCAAAUUGGUGAAGUUCCGAAAAAGGAUUAUCAUGAUCCCCCACCAGCACCAUUUUUCGGUUUAGACGAACUCAAGUUAUGGUCAUUCUACAGAGCUAUUAUAGCUGAAUUUGUAGCUACUCUCUUAUUUCUUUACAUUGGGGUCUUGACUAUAAUUGGUUAUGCCAGUCACAUAGGAGAGGAUGAAUGUGGCGGGGUUGGUGUCUUAGGUAUUGCUUGGGCUUUUGGUGUUAUGAUUUUCAUCCUUGUUUACUGCACCGCCGGUAUCUCUGGUGGGCACAUUAAUCCGGCUGUAACUUUUGGGCUAUUUCUGGCAAGAAAAGUUUCACUACCCAGGGCAGUGCUGUACAUUGUGGCUCAGUGUUUAGGAGCUACUGUUGGUGUUGCAUUAGUGAAAGCUUCUCAACCAACUUACUAUGACCAAUAUGGUGGUGGGAUCAAUUCAGUUUCCGACUCUUUCAGUAAACUAGAUGCAUAUGCGGCAGAGAUAAUGGGAACUUUCUUUCUUGUUUAUACUGUUUUCUCAGCCACUGAUCCUAAGAGAAAUGCUAGAGACUCCCAUAUUCCAAUUUUGGCACCUCUUCCAAUUGGGUUUGCCGUGUUCAUGGUUCAUCUAGCUACCAUUCCAAUUACGGGAACCGGUAUAAAUCCCGCUAGAUCUUUUGGAGCUGCUGUUGUCCACAACAAAGCAAAGGCAUGGGAAGACAUGGGGAUAUUUUGGUUCGGACCUUUCAUAGGUGCUGCUUUUGCUGCUGUAUACCACCAGUUUGUUCUAAGGGGUGGUGCUGCUAGAGCAUAUGGUUCAAUUAGGAGCCAUACUACCAGUGUCUAAGAGUCCAGGAUUUUCCUCAGAUAAAAAAAUAUUUAUCUUCAUUUACCUAUUCAGUGGUACCAUUUUUUUGUUAUCAAUGAAGCCAUCAUCACUUGAAUUCUGCUCAUGUUGUCUGCUAUUGUAUUUUGUGUUCUUUAUGCUCGUCUUCUAUGUUUUGAUUAUUCUCCACCUAAUAGUGUUAAUCCCAACUCUCAUGUA